AUGCCGCCAUUGAUUUCAGAAGAGCUGGACGAAGUGUCCACAACCGAUCGCGAGACUACGGACGACCAAACUCUCAACACACCUGAUCAAAUCUCAGUGUCAGAUCUUGGAGGCGGGGUUGGUAAUGCUGAAGAUGUCGGGGAUGUGGUAGUAGUGCAAGUUCAUACCGCCACCACAGCCACGUUGACCUCUGAACAACCUGCUUCAGAGAUGCCGAACCCGGAUGACAGUGCCCUUGGCGAACAACUACAAAGAUCCGCUGAAGAGAGCCUCAGUGAUGCUGAGGCUGCAACGGACUCGGCUACGCAGGCAGAUCCCAAUGGAGAUGUCACCAUGGAUGAUGCGGAUGCAGAUGGCGAGGCCGAGGAGGACGAAGAUGCGGAAGGCGAAACCGAUGAUGAUGCUGCUGCUGAGGAAGCUGCAGGAGACGAAGAAGAGGAAGAUGGUGAAGAGCACGCCGACAGUAGUGAUGAAUCGGAAGGUGGUGAUGAAGCCAGCACAUCGUCAGAGUCAGAAUCAGAGUCAAGUGAAGCGGACACCAAAGCUGAAGACUUGAAACCGGAGUGUUUGUUCUGCAAGAGUACGAAAGAGCCCAACAAUGCUGAUGAACCAGAUUUGACCUGCACCGAAUGUGGGAGUCUUGCCCAUCUUCACUGUGCCAAAGAAAAGAGUUCAGUGAAGAUCGACGCAAGCUCCUGGCGUUGUCCUGACUGCCUGGAGAAACGCGGUCAAUCAGAUUCUCCAAAAGAACAAAGUAUUCGCUCCAAGAAUUCCGCUCCUCGGCUCGUUAGAGACUUGUUACCAGUGACGCGUGGAGUUCAGAAACCCAACUCUCACUCCAUCUUUGCUCAACCUCUCAUUUCCGAAGGUGAAGACGGAGGAAGAGCCCUCAGGAAGAGAAAGUCACCAACUCAAGAACCUCCACCAAUGUCUGAAAAGAGGCGCAGGAAAGCUACGAUUCGAGCUUUAGCAACUCCUACCGAUGUGACGGUGGCCGACAACAAAUUCGAGAGUAACAGAGCAGUUGCACAUUCGACAAGAAGAGCUUUUCAGAAGCCAACACUGCCAGUUGCAAGAAUAUUGCAACAUCGUCCUUUCGCAAAACCCCCCCCUCAUAAAUUCAUCCUUGCAUUUCGCCUCGAUCAGUCAAAGAUUGAGGCAAUUCUAGAGAAGCCUCCACGACCUGGGAAGAGGAGAGCAGCGCGGGCAACAGAAAAAAAGAGAUUACAGAAAAUACCUCCGCCAAUUUUCCAGCCUCCUGUACCCAAGUUUCCUGCAUUGCCGACACACCACUUGAUUUUCCCCUCCGCAUUUACAGAUCGAGAGGCAGAACUCAAUGCCAAACCAUAUGGAGGCAUUCUCACGGAAGCUGAAGCAGAUACAUCACGGUCGUUACCACAAUUGAAAGAUCGAGAAAUAUUUGAAAUUGCAAGAAAAGAAGCAGAGGAGGAACGUCGUAAGACAUCUGCUGCAGCUGAGGCGGAGAUCAACGGAGACAGUGCAACCAUCAAACCCAAGACCACGAUAUCAGGUCCACCCAGUAAGAUCAAAUGUAUCCAAUUUGGGAAGUUUGUCAUCGACACAUUCUAUGCCGCUCCAUAUCCGGAAGAAUAUUCGCAUGAGUCGAGACUAUUCAUAUGUGAAUAUUGUCUAAAAUAUCUUCCCUCAGAAUUCGUCGCAUACCGGCAUAAACUCAAAUGCCCAGCCAAACACCCUCCCGGAGACGAGAUCUACCGAGAAGGUUCCAUUUCAGUAUGGGAAGUGGACGGACGCAAAAAGACAGAAUACUGUCAAUGCCUGUGUUUGAUGGCGAAGAUGUUUCUUGGUUCGAAGACGCUCUAUUACGAUGUGGAGCCAUUCCUCUUCUACAUCUUGACGGAAUAUGAUGAAUUUGGUUAUCAUUUCGUCGGAUAUUUCAGCAAAGAAAAACGACCAGCCAGCCAAAACAACGUUAGUUGCAUUCUCGUCAUGCCGAUUCACCAGAGGAAAGGCUAUGCGACAUUCCUCAUUGACUUCUCGUAUCUUUUGACAAGAAUCGAAGGCAAAGAUGGCUCACCCGAAAAGCCACUUUCAGACAUGGGAUUAACGGCAUAUCGGUCAUACUGGGACCUCACGAUAUCACAACAUCUCUUAGAUUUGGGCAUGAAACCUUUCAGCACAAAGACGCUCAUGCUGAGAACAGGAAUGACAGCUGACGACGUGAUCCAUUCACUAGAACGGCUUUAUGCUUUUAUUCGAGACCCAGUCACGAAAACAUAUGCGGUCCGUUAUGACAAAAAGCUGUAUGAACGUAUUGUUGCCGAAUUUUCCGCAAAGAAUCACCGUACCUUGCGACCAGAGAAAUUGGUAUGGACACCUUACAUCAUGGGUAGAAGCGACCAAGCAACAUUGGACGGUCAGCCUAUUCAUGCUAUUGCGCCAAGAGAUGAUGAGAGCGAGACAGAGGAAGUCCCUGCUGAAGUCAACGCAUUGUCCGAGGGUGUUGACAUGAAAAAAGAGCCAGAAGACCUGGUAGAUUCAGAUCCUAUCUCCCCUCGCUCAAAAUCAAAGGCAUUGCCAAGUCACCAAUCCGUUGAAGAAGAGGCGACGACUGUGCAAGAUCCAGCUCUUAUCAAUGAACAUGGACAUGUCGCACCUGGACCGCCCUCUACAGAAGUAAUGAAGAUCGCGACCUCGUUGGAAGCCACUCAAUCAGACAUCAAGCUCAACGGCCUGACAAACGGCGACAGGCCUACCACAGAACCCAUGACAGGUAAUGGCAAAGAACCCGCGACUGAAGGACCACCUACAGAGGAAGUGCUUACUGGCUACGCUCUGGCGUACCGGACACUGAAUAUUCCUCCAGCGCGAUUUCAAAUCGAACCACCCAUCCCACCCGCAAUGCUCCGGCAACGCAGCGUCAAGAAGCGAAAUCAAGCCACAGCAUUCGGCACGCCUAAGGCAAAUGGCCUCAACGACCUCCCUUCCAUCCCAGUCGCCGUGCGCAGCUCACCACGUAAUGCAUCGUCGAGCGUGAACGGCAGCGCAAGUGGCAGUGGAGGCAUCAUGUCGAACGGGAAUCGUAGCCGCCUGGCGAGCCCUGACAAGGGCCCGGACACACCGAUGCGAAGAAGUGGACGCGGGCGAAGUAAAAGCCGUCUUGCAACGGUCAGUGUGGCGAGGUCAGAUGGCGCAAGUGACGACGAAGCAGAAGCCGGAAGCGAUAGUGUAGCUAUCGAUGUCGACACAGGCACCGACAAGCGAGAAGGAGAGGAAGAUGGUGACGAAGAAGAGGAUGAAGAAGACGAAGGCAGCAGCACUAAUGGCAGCAGCUCCGAGUCGGAAGAAGAGGCGUCCCUGGCAGUGGCAUCCAGCGAAGAGAACGCAAGUGGAAGUAGCGCGGGUUCGAGCGCUGCAUCCGAUGACGACGAGGAGGAGGAGGAGGAAGACGAAGAUGAUCCCGACCCCGACGACCCGAACGACGAAGACGUCGAAAUCAACGAGGACGAGGACGACCAGAGCUCCGAAGACGAGGACGAAGACGAGGACGCCGAGGCCGAACCCGACGUGGGCGCCGAUCUCGCUUCUACGGCCACGGCCCCGUCUGCGACUGGCUCUGGCUCGGCCUCGGCUUCAGGCUCGGCGGCGGCGACUCCUUCAGCGGCGGCGGCGGCAGGUGCGGACGAGGACGAAGACGAGGAUGCAGACGGCGAGGCGGAGGAUGAUGACUGA
This is a messenger RNA of Exophiala bonariae, 3711 nucleotides long. RefSeq lists its product as uncharacterized. The coding region runs from base 1 to 3711 and encodes 1236 amino acids. The transcript has a single exon. NCBI's taxonomy places the organism in Eukaryota, Fungi, Ascomycota, Eurotiomycetes, Chaetothyriales, Herpotrichiellaceae. The record is from RefSeq and is a predicted model, not a curated record. Gene Ontology annotation, biological process: negative regulation of DNA-templated transcription; positive regulation of transcription by RNA polymerase II. Gene Ontology annotation, cellular component: chromatin. Gene Ontology annotation, molecular function: histone acetyltransferase activity; transcription coregulator activity.